Molecule: messenger RNA, 3174 nt
Organism: Quercus lobata
Lineage: Eukaryota; Viridiplantae; Streptophyta; Magnoliopsida; Fagales; Fagaceae
Exons: 11
Coding region: 230-2977 (915 amino acids)
Source: RefSeq, a predicted model, not a curated record
AUACAGUCCAACGGCAAAUAUCACUGCCUCAACUGAUUUCACAAAUGCUCAGAAUGUUUCUAUAAAUAUAUCUUUCAGUGAGCCCUGUACUGGUGGACGAGGUUUUCUUUUGGUCUACGGUGAUGGCAACGUUAUACCAAACUCGCUCAAAAUUCUACAGCCAAACCUCCAAUAUUCUGUCCUUGUGAAUUUAUCAUCCACUGCUCAGUAUGGGCGAGUGAUUUUGGUAAUGGAUAAAAAUUUUUGUCCUGACAGUGCAGGGAACAAAUUUGAAAGAAACAAGAAUUCUAAUUUCACUGUGCGUUUCGAUAGACGAACUAUGGUUGUCAACUUAACUACUCAUGUUCCCGAAAGGCAACUUGUACUUGACGACGUUAAUGGUGAAACUAGACUGGUGCUAGCAACUAAUAAUUGUGUUAAACUAAGGAUCUGUAUAACCUUUCUAGUGCCAGUUCUCAACUCAUCUGCAGAAAUUUUAAAAUCUCUUGAACCGGAAAUUUUAUAUUCUCUCCCAAUGAGUCAGGGCAAGCUUCUUCCUCUGAAUGUCAGUAAAGAUGAUCCUGGGCAUCGCAGAUUUAAAUUUAUGGUUGAUGGAUGUAUAUCUGGCAUGGCCAUAGUCACAGUAGGAAUUGAUGAAAACUCUAUAACAAGCAUACAUGGGACUCCAGUUUCCAAAGCUGAUCCUAUUACUUUCCUAUUUGAUUCUUUAAGGCCUGCUCCAAUGUUGAUUACACCACCUUCAGAUUCUCUGAUGCCUGUAAGUACACCUCCUUCAGAUUUUCUGGGGCCUAAUGAAAAUUUGACCACUCUGCUCCACAUGAGGACAAGAGAACACAACAUCCCUAUGUGGAUAGAAUUCAUGGAGCCUGUAUUUGGCUUCAACGAUGCUAAAAUAUCAAUCAAUGGAGGGUACAUAGAGAGCUUUAAAGAAGAAAGUAAAAAAAAAUAUGCUGUAGUGAUAAGAGCAUUCCAUGAUAUUGUAUCCGUCAAUGUUCCCGAAAAUGUAGCUCAGGAUGCUGCUGGAAACAAAAAUCUAGCUUCCAAAACUCUACUAGUAAGGCCAUAUUCUGUGCCCAAAAUAUCUACUGUAAUUUUAGUAUUUGCAACUACUUCAUUUGUGGCGACAUCUAUUGCUGCCGGGCUGCUUACGGCUUCAAUUGCAAGCCUUUCCUCUAUUGGGACAUUUUCUCCACCAUUUUCUUCUCUUCCUGAUCCUGCGAGUAAUCUUUUUAGAAUGGCAGGCCAUAUUCAGGUUUUUGCAUUAUCUACAUGGUUGGGAGUGACACUGCCAGUGGAGUAUUAUGAAUUAGCCAGGGGUUUGCACUGGAGCAUUCCCUACUUCAAUCUUCCAUGGGAAACUGGGCGCACUCACUCAAGUCCUCCUGCCAACUCACGUACCAGGUCUAAAAUUCAUGAUUCAGGAAUUUUCCUGGGUGUGCAGAAUAGGGCUAGGGCUAAGGCACCCAUGCGAUUAAAGGAAAAUGAAUAUUCAUUCUUUGAGAAUAGUGGACCAGACCCUGUUUCGGACGGGUGGGAGGAUUUUAGUAGAACCAUGUUUUGGUUAGCCAUAAUUGGUGGCAGUUUAAUACUACUGCAUGCUUUACUCCUUGCCAUCCUAAAAUUCAGGAAACCAAGGCAGAGGGGUUAUGGAGUACUCGCAUUCCCAAGAUUUGAAAUAUUCCUUGUUAAUCUUGCAGUGCCUAGUAUUUGUGAGGCCUUUGCUGCUCUAAUUAGAGGAGGAACGACAUCAGGGAUUGUAGUUGGCACUUUGAUUCUGGUUGCUGUGUCUUUUCUACUGUUGGACUUGCUCUGGUUCCUUUCUACCGGUAUUAAAUUUGCAAAGCGAGUUCUAAUCAAAGAAGAUAAUCAAGCAAUUCAAGUAGGACAGAGAAAUCCCAGAAUAGCCCAAGUAACUUUGGGUGCUGGUAAUGAAGGCCAGUGGACAUUGAACGGGAAACAGAACUCUGAUUGCCUAACCAUGUUAGUGCCUCUAUUCGAAGAUUUAAUAGGCCCCAUUGCCCCUGAUGUUGAAGCUGGAGAGGAUUCUGGCGGCACUGACUUGGCUCCAUCGAGUUUAGAACAAAGUAUGUCCCGUUCAACUAGGCCGAGUCAUAUUCCCUCCACAAGAUCAAGUACCGUAGCAACUCCGGUAGUCCCAUCGACGUCCAGCACAAGUGCGCAUACACAUGGUGAUUAUCAAAUCAUUGCCCCUGAUGACAAAACUGAAGAGGUAGAGAUUUCUGGGGGUAGUGUAUCUUCUAUCCAAAAUAUGUUUAUGCAACUCAGAAUAUACUACACAUUGAUUGAGUCUGUGAGACGCGUUAUGCUAGGGGCUCUGGGUGGUGCCUAUAAGAAUACCUGGUCUUCUACGAUUCCUGUUAUAAUCUUGUUAUGCAUCACUUCUUUGCAGCUCUUCUUCCUUGUUCUUGAGAAGCCAUUUAUUAAGAGAAGAGUUCAGUUGGUUGAGAUAAUCUCAGUUGCCAGUGAAGUAUGUGUAUUUGCUCUCACUUUGGUUCUCUUGGACACGAAAUUGUCAUCCAAGCAAGAGACUAUAGUUGGAGUGUCCAUGCUUGUACUUUUCUUGAUGGGAUUUUUACCACAGAUUGUGAUUGAAUUGUAUGCUCUGCGCAGACAGAUAAAGCAACUGGACACCACUAAUAAGCGUUUUCGAAUCGGUUUGAGGAUAGCUUCAUUUGGAAUUCUUCUUUUUUUCUUCUCACAAGAGUCUUUGAAUUACAACUUCCCAGAUUGUUUUGGGGAUAAAGAUCUUAAUGAGACUGGUGGUGAAGGGGGUGAAGAGUCCACUAAUGUCACUGGCGACCAAGGGGAUGAAGAUAGUAAUGUCACUGGUGACCAAGGGGAUGAAAAUAAUAAUGCAACUAAAAGGAACGGGAACUCUGGGAGAAGGAACAAGAACUCCAGUAACAGGAAUGAGAAUAGGAACUCGGAAAAUUCUGUGCCAGAAAAUCAUGGUUAAACCAACUGGUAAAGGCUGUUAGGAACUGUUUGGGGAUUGCCUGAGAUAAUUUGAAGAUGGCAGCCAGCAAUGUGACCCAUUAGAAUUGUGAUUUGAUUUAUUAGGUGUUAUCGUAGUUGCUUAAUUAGUUGUUAUUCAAUAAGCAUGCGUGUAAGGCUUUUGUAAAAGCCUAUGAACUUAAUAUUGGAUUAUCAGAA